Molecule: messenger RNA, 1113 nt
Organism: Komagataella phaffii GS115
Lineage: Eukaryota; Fungi; Ascomycota; Pichiomycetes; Pichiales; Pichiaceae
Exons: 1
Coding region: 1-1113 (370 amino acids)
Biological process (GO): tricarboxylic acid cycle; isocitrate metabolic process
Cellular component (GO): mitochondrion
Molecular function (GO): isocitrate dehydrogenase (NAD+) activity; NAD binding; magnesium ion binding
Source: RefSeq, a predicted model, not a curated record
AUGCUGUCAGCUGUCAGAAACAACGUCCGUAGCUAUUCCACUGCUGUUAAAACCUUGAAAAUUGGUUUGAUCCCAGGAGAUGGAAUUGGAAGAGAGGUUAUACCUGCUGGAAAACAAAUUUUGGAGGCUCUCCCAGCUGAACAUGGUCUGAAAUUUGAAUUCCAAAAUUUGGAUGCCGGUUUCGAAUUGUUCAAGAAGACCGGUGUAGCUCUUCCAGAUGCUACCGUGGAAGCCUUGAAGCAAAACUGCGACGGUGCUCUUUUCGGUGCCGUUUCCUCUCCAACUACUAAGGUAGAAGGGUACUCUUCUCCUAUUGUUGCCUUGAGAAAGAAGAUGGGACUCUACGCCAACGUCCGUCCUGUGAAAUCUGUUGAAGGUAUUGGUAGACCAGUUGAUAUGGUUAUUGUUCGUGAGAACACUGAAGAUUUGUAUAUUAAGGAGGAGAGAGUGUACGAGAAGGACGGUCAGAAAAUAGCAGAAGCUAUCAAGCGUAUCUCUGAAAAUGCCACCAACAAAAUUGGUAAAAUGGCUCUGGAGAUCGCCUUGCAAAGACAAGCUGUCCGUGAAUUAGGAGGAACUUCUUUACAUUCUAAACCUUCUCUUACUGUUACUCAUAAAUCUAACGUUUUGGCUCUAUCUGAUGGUUUGUUCCGUGAGACUAUCAAGAAACUCUACGACAGUAACUCCAAGUACGCUUCUAUCGAGUAUAAGGAGCAAAUUGUUGACUCAAUGGUCUACAGAAUGUUCCGUGAACCUGAAAUCUUUGACGUAGUCGUUGCACCUAACUUGUAUGGUGACAUUCUUUCUGAUGGUGCUGCGGCCUUAGUUGGGUCCUUAGGGGUUGUUCCUUCUGCUAACGUUGGUGAUGAUUUUGCCAUCGGUGAGCCAUGUCACGGAUCUGCCCCAGAUAUCGAAGGUAAAGGUAUUUCCAAUCCGGUCGCUACCAUUAGAUCCACUGCUCUCAUGCUGGAGUUCAUGGGUUACCCUAAGGCUGCUGCUCAAAUCUAUGCUGCUGUUGAUUCUAAUCUUGCUGAGGACAAGAUUAAGACUCCUGAUUUGAAUGGAAAGUCCACUACUCAAGAAGUUGUGGACGAUAUCAUUAGACGUUUUUAA